This is a messenger RNA of Budorcas taxicolor (takin), 537 nucleotides long. RefSeq names its product TNF receptor superfamily member 17 (gene TNFRSF17). The record is from RefSeq and is a predicted model, not a curated record. Gene Ontology annotation, biological process: tumor necrosis factor-mediated signaling pathway. The coding region runs from base 1 to 537 and encodes 178 amino acids. The transcript has 3 exons. Gene Ontology annotation, molecular function: signaling receptor activity. NCBI's taxonomy places the organism in Eukaryota, Metazoa, Chordata, Mammalia, Artiodactyla, Bovidae.
AUGGCUCAGCGGUGCUCUCCAAACGAGUAUUUUGACAGAUUGCUGAAUUCUUGCAUAUCGUGUCAACUUCGGUGCCCUAAUACUCCUCCCAUAAUAUGUCAGCAUUAUUGUAACACAAUGAAAGGAACAAAUACAUUUCUCUGGACCUGUUUGGGCCUGAGCUUGAUAGUUUCCUUGACAGUUUUCGUAUUGAUGUUCUUGCUAAGGAAGAUGAGCUCCGAACCAUUAAAGGACAAACUUAAAAACACAGGAGCGGUUCUCCAGAAGAAUGCUAACGCAGACCUGGAUGUUAGCAAUAACAGCAGUAUUGUGGCUGAACCUCUUCUUUUGAGAGGCCUGGGGUACACAGUAGAAGAAUGUACGUGUGAAGACUGUGUCAGGAGCAAACCGAAGGUCGAUUCUGACCAUUUCUUCCCCCUCCCAGCCAUGGAGGAAGGCGCGACCAUUCUUGUCACCACGAAAACAAAUGGCUACUGCGACAGUCUGCUAGCUGCCACCAGUGUCACGGGGAUGGAGAAAUCAAUUUAUACCAGAUAA